AGUGAGUAGAAAUAACGCACCGCUUAAAAAUUGAAAAUGGCCGAAACAGAAAGUAAACAAGACAAUGACAUGAAUACCAGUUUGUUUGUUAAAGUGCUACCAAAACAAUGGCCAAUUGUUUAUUGUCCAGAAUAUAACAUUGGCUUCCUAGGGCUGGAAAGACUUCAUCCUUUUGAUGCUGGAAAGUGGGGAAAAGUGUAUGGAUUCCUAAAAGCCGAUGGCAUGGUCAGGGAUGAUACUAUUGUAAGACCAGAGGAAGCCACGGAAAAUGAUCUCCGCAAAGUUCACACAGAAGCCUAUAUCAAGAGUUUAAAGUGGAGUAUGACUGUAGCGGGGAUCACUGAAGUUCCACCAGUAGCCUUAUUACCCAAUUUUAUAGUACAGCGAAAAGUUUUACGUCCAUUUAGGUACCAGACAGGUGGAACUAUAUUG
This is a messenger RNA of Ruditapes philippinarum (Manila clam), 432 nucleotides long. RefSeq names its product histone deacetylase 11-like. The record is from RefSeq and is a predicted model, not a curated record. Lineage: Eukaryota; Metazoa; Mollusca; Bivalvia; Venerida; Veneridae. Gene Ontology annotation, molecular function: histone deacetylase activity.